AAAACUCGUAAAACAUGAUCGCCUCACACACCACCAUCAUCCGCGCCGCACUGCGAACUGCCACCUAGCAGCUCCCCCACGCCAGCGCUAGGGCCUUCGCGACAACACAGCGCCGCUUCGACAACACGCAGCCCAAGUCGUCGGAGCCAGUGGGCGAGGUCAAGGGCACGGCCGGAAAGUUCAACAAGGACGGCACGAACCCGAACAAGCAACUGAUGCGGACCCCCAAGCAGUCGCACACCAGCAUCAGCUGAAUACGCCUGGCCAGGCUCGUUGAAGUUGGGAGAUGGAUGGAUGGAUGGAUGGAUACUUUUGAAAGCACGACGGGGUAUUCUAGUGGUCACACAUGGGAAAACGAACUAGGUUGUCCCCCAGCUUGGCGUUGCUUCUUCAUGUUUAGUUUAUGUGUAUUAGGGGCUAAGCAGAUUAGCUCGCGGGCUGCCUCGGCCAUCUUGCCUUAUUGCCUUUUCAUCUUAAACUAAUUUUCGUCCCAACUCUCCCCACAUUGAACAUUGAACGAGCGGCAGGUGAUAUGUACCCC
Lasiosphaeria miniovina is the source of this 541-nucleotide messenger RNA. RefSeq lists its product as uncharacterized. The transcript has 2 exons. The record is from RefSeq and is a predicted model, not a curated record. NCBI's taxonomy places the organism in Eukaryota, Fungi, Ascomycota, Sordariomycetes, Sordariales, Lasiosphaeriaceae. Bases 291 to 482 code for a protein of 63 amino acids.